AGCUAGUCUUAAGCAGAGGGGCGCUUACAAAUCGUUGGGUGUGCAUGCUUGCGUGUAGGGGACACCAAACAAGAUCAUGUUGUUUUGUGAAUUAUGUUUUAUAUUUAGAUUCCACUCACAACUUUUACAACGAAAUAGCUGGCACGUGGAAUGAUGUUCGAAACCACAUUGAACAAUCUUCUUUUUGGUUUCUGUUCCCAAACAAGUACGACACUAUUGAUGAGGGGCGCCAAAUUUGGACAGGACUUUCGAGAAACACAUCGACAUUGAGACCGUUUACUGCACCAUCCGACUGUUUCAAGCUACAACGGCACGAACAAACGCUAGUGGAGGAGACUGACAACUGUCAUCUCGAGCUUCCAUUCAUUUGUCAAGAAGUAUCGUUGCCAAGCAAGUCGACAACGUCAAUCCCUUUAGGAAGCACGAUAAACUCAAGAACUGGAUCGGAAGAAAAGCCGCCGAACACAUUGUCUGGCGGUUUGAUUGGAGGCAUUGUAGCCGCUGCUGUGGCGAUUACCGUAUCCAUACUAGUCUGUAUUGUAGUCAUACGGAGAAGAGAACAAAGAAAGAAACGUGAGGAUGCAAACAAGUGUGCAACAGAGAUGGUGACGUCAAAAAACGAAACUGAAAGUUCGGGCGACAUUUACUCGGUAUCAGCUAAGGUCAAGAGUAGAAACGUAAUGGAUUCCCUAGCAUAUGGGAUCGUAAACAAACGACAAACAAACAGACCGGUUUCAUCAGCCCGAAAUAUUCCGGUCGAUUCAGAAAGAAACUCGAAUAUUGCGGAGAAAACAUCGGUUGAUGACAAAGGACACACUUAUUUGCACCAUGGUAACACCAGAAUUGAAAAAGUACUCGAGGAAGCUAGCGGAGAUGAUGAAUAUAACACACUUAAUGAACUAAUGGACCCGGAGGACGUUAACAAGUCAGACAAUGUCUACAACCAUGUGCAAGGUAUUGACAACGACAUAUACGAUCACACAGCGGAAGACUCGGAGGCGCAUGAUAGACUGGCUUCGUAUUCACAUGUAAGGGGGCCAUUCCCUUCAGAAGAACACCGACAUGAUGUAUACGAUCACACAACGGAUGACUUCGAGACGCCUGACAGACGGGAUUUGUUUUCACUUGUUAGGGGGCCUUCAAAACACCGACAUGAUGCAAAAAACAAUAUAUAGAAACGAAAAGUUGUUGGUUGACGAAGUUAACUAUGAGUGUGACUUAAAAAAUGAGAUAAGACAAUUUCGCAUAAUAAAUUGAACGAGUGUUAAAAUUAAUUAUGAAUAUGAUGUACUAAAAUAGUGCAGACUAGUGUGUUCUCGUUUGCAAAGAUAGAGCGUUAAAAUAACAUAAAUAAAUACGUGUUACGUUAGUGUUUAUUAAUAUUGAUUUACAAUUUCAAUAUGUGGUAACUGAUAAUAUAAAAUGGUUAAAUGGAUAUAUACAAACAUUUCAAAGCCAGGUGUUCUCACAUUAUGAUUGGGGUUCUGCGUGACUUGACAAAAAGGGAACAAUUAUGCUGUAAAUAUAAAAGCUAUAAGAGUGUAAUUUGUUGAUUAUUGGUUAUUUUUAUUUUUAGGUGUUAUAUGCAUAUGGUUAUAUCUACAAUAUUUAUACAAUAUUUGAUGUGUAAGGAAAUAUUUUCA
Messenger RNA from Dreissena polymorpha, 1643 nucleotides. RefSeq lists its product as uncharacterized. Lineage: Eukaryota; Metazoa; Mollusca; Bivalvia; Myida; Dreissenidae. The transcript is spliced from 5 exons. The record is from RefSeq and is a predicted model, not a curated record. The coding region runs from base 45 to 1175 and encodes 376 amino acids.